Aspergillus pseudonomiae is the source of this 447-nucleotide messenger RNA. RefSeq lists its product as uncharacterized. The record is from RefSeq and is a predicted model, not a curated record. The coding region runs from base 1 to 447 and encodes 148 amino acids. The transcript has 2 exons. NCBI's taxonomy places the organism in Eukaryota, Fungi, Ascomycota, Eurotiomycetes, Eurotiales, Aspergillaceae.
AUGGAUGAGGCACUCCCAGAUAACGAAGCCAUCACUGUCCCAGUCCUCUUGGCCGAGGUGACGGCUGAAGAACGAUCAAGGACUUUCCCAGUAGCCGAUAUCACUCAUUUUGUUGUUCAACGUUCUGACAGGAGGCUGGACUUGAUCAUGCAGUCUGUUGCAGGGAUUCCCUACAGUUUCAACAAACCUUGGCCGUUCUGGUUCUUUAUUUGCAAAAUCGUAUCGAAGGCCCUUUUUGACGACGAAAAUCAGCUCAAGUGGCUGAACGCUGUCAGGGUCCGAGACCGGGAGUUCAUUGCAUUCACCAAUACCCAGUCGAACGUUGAGGAAGCGAAGCUCCAGGUUGUUGAGAUCGAUUUACCUAAACCCCAGCCAGGUGAACCUCUGAAAUUAUUUGGGAGGCCCGCCCGAGAAAUUAUCUGCCCGAAAGUCCAGGACUGUGAGUGA